AUGUCUUUACAUACAGCGAGUUCCAGUAAGGAACCGUCUGCACAAGUGGUCGAAUUAUGGAAACGAUCCAAAGUCCCAGUAGAAGCAAAACCCGAGGAUCUCCCAAUCACUCGAACAACAGUUGCCCAACGCCUGUCCGGUGAACGAUCAUGGCUUUGGACGAACAUCUCUCAGAUGUCCCCUUUGGACCAGGCACAAAUAAUAUCGAACGUGGCAUCGAACUGGCCGUAUGCUUCGGAACGAAGAGCGUUGAAUUGGCCGAUUCAUGCAGGGAUUAUCGCAAACUGUGUCUCUUCCACGAUGAUUGCGACCAAAAUCAGCGCUGACAUGGUUUUGUUCAAUCCGAAGAUGUCGCUUCUCGAUGCCAUCAGACAGUGUCCAAGAUCGCCUUUCGUUUUUGGCGUUUAUACAUCAGGACUCACAUACUAUAUGUUGCGCCAGGAACCGUCUGCACAAGUGGUCGAAUUAUGGAAACGAUCCAAAGUCCCAAUAGAAGCAAAACGCGAGGAUCUCCCAAUCACUCGAACAACGUGUGCCCAACGCCUGUCCGCCUGUGAACGGACUCAUGGCUCUUUGUGGACACCAGCGAACAAUCUCUCAGAUGUCCGUUGGUAUCCAAGGCAGCACAACUAG
Ostertagia ostertagi is the source of this 633-nucleotide messenger RNA. Lineage: Eukaryota; Metazoa; Nematoda; Chromadorea; Rhabditida; Trichostrongylidae. The record is from the annotation of a GenBank genome assembly.